GUUUGGCCAACAAUACAUCGGGUCAGCAGAAGUUUAUCUUUUUCGUUUACGUUUCUCUCCAAAUUUCUAGCACGAAAAACGAUAGAGCAAAGCAGAAUGCAGUUCAAAGUGUGACAAACGAAAGGUCAUCGGUAUCCCCGGACUCUAAACGGGCUGUUGACGAUUGUGAAAACAAUUGUCUGCAGUGCUGCAGUACGCUUUUAAUUGAGUUGGUGUAUGUGUCUCUUGAAACCGGCACGACAGUGAUUCCUGCUAGUGAAGAGAACAAAAAAAAUCACGAAAAAACAAUCCAUCUCCAGGGAAGACAUUCCUGGAAUCAAGUAAGCGGUGCGUAAAACUGGAAGUGUUUGUAACGGUGUGUGUGCGUGUGGUUCGUUGUGUGCGCUUCAUCCGGUGCAGCGAUAUCGAAGUAACACCGUAAAACAUUAUGACGAGACACAGUUCUGUCAAGAGCGGAAUGGGCAAUCUUACCAUCGGCUUACUUCCGAUUGUUUGCCUACUGACAGUGGGAUUGGUGGAAGCGUUCUACCUUCCCGGGUUGGCCCCGGUAAACUAUUGUCGCAAAUCGGAAAUGCAAAAAUCAUGCAAGUCCGAGGUAACGCUCUAUGUGAAUCGGCUAAACACGGAGGAAUCAGUGAUUCCGUACGAAUACCAUCACUUCGACUUUUGUCCCAUCGACGAAGCCAACUCGCCGGUAGAGAACCUCGGCCAGGUAGUAUUUGGCGAACGUAUCCGCCCGGGACCGUACAAAAUUCAAUUCCUAGAGGAUGUAAAAUGUGCGAAGGCUUGUGUGAAACAUUACAAGGGUGGCGAUCCGGACAGUGACCAUCGGUUGAUGGUGUUGAAGAAGGGUAUGAGUUUAAAUUAUCAACACCAUUGGAUAGUGGACAAUAUGCCGGUCACUUGGUGCUAUCCGCUGGAAAACGAGCGCCAGUACUGCAGUACCGGAUUCCCUAUGGGUUGCCUGGUACGUCGCCAUCCGGACGGUGAAGAAGGUUGCAUUACAAAUCCCAACUACAACCGGGCCGGGUAUUAUUAUCCGUUCAAUCACGUUGAUUUGACCAUUACGUACCACAGCGGAGCUACCGAGGAGUGGGGAGUGGCAUUCAAACAGAACGGUGGACGCAUCAUCUCGGUGAAGGUGGUACCGUCGUCCAUUAACCAUAAGGACCCGAACGAGCUGAACUGUGAGAGUAAGGAACCGAUUGAAAUUCAAUCCAGCGCGCUACCGAAUGGCCAAACGCUGGAUAUCGUGUACACGUACUCGGUACACUUCACACAGAACAACAAGAUCAAGUGGUCUUCCCGCUGGGAUUACAUUCUCGAGUCGAUGCCGCACACCAACAUUCAGUGGUUUAGCAUUUUGAACUCACUCGUCAUCGUGCUGUUCCUAUCGGGCAUGGUGGCAAUGAUCAUGCUUCGCACGCUUCACAAGGACAUUGCGCGGUACAAUCAGAUGGAUUCCGGUGAGGAUGCGCAGGAAGAGUUCGGCUGGAAGCUGGUUCACGGUGAUGUUUUCCGACCACCGCGCAAAGGCAUGCUGCUUUCUGUGUUUCUGGGCUCGGGCAUACAGGUGUUCUGUAUGACGCUGGUUACGCUAGCAUUCGCGUGUCUCGGAUUCCUAUCGCCGGCUAAUCGGGGCGCCUUGAUGACGUGUGCCAUGGUGUUGUUUGUACUACUCGGUACACCGGCCGGGUAUGUUUCGGCCCGUAUCUACAAGAGCUUUGGUGGAAUCAAGUGGAAGAGCAACGUUUUGUUGACGUCUAUGUUGUGCCCUGGCGUCGUGUUUGGAUUGUUUUUCGUAAUGAAUUUGAUACUGUGGAGUAAAGGAAGUUCGGGUGCAGUUCCGUUUUCGACCCUGAUAGCGUUACUCGCCCUUUGGUUCGGUGUCUCCGUUCCGCUCACCUUCGUUGGAGCUUAUUUCGGUUUCCGGAAACGGUCCUUGGAGCAUCCGGUGCGAACGAACCAGAUUCCUCGCCAGAUUCCGGAUCAAUCCAUCUACACGCAACCGAUCCCUGGUAUUAUCAUGGGGGGCGUGCUACCGUUCGGGUGCAUUUUUAUACAGCUCUUCUUCAUUCUGAACUCGUUGUGGUCCAGCCAGAUGUACUAUAUGUUUGGUUUUCUGUUUCUCGUGUUUUUGAUACUCGUGAUCACCUGCUCCGAGACGACGAUUCUGCUGUGCUAUUUCCAUCUGUGCGCCGAAGACUAUCACUGGUGGUGGCGAUCGUUCCUAACGUCUGGCUUUACCGCGGUGUAUCUGUUCGUGUACUGCUGUCACUAUUUUGCCACGAAGCUGCAGAUCGAAGAUGCUGCCUCGACUUUCUUGUACUUUGGUUACACGCUGAUAAUGGUUUUUCUGUUCUUUUUGCUAACCGGUUCGAUAGGUUUCUUUGCCUGCUUCUGGUUUAUUCGCAAAAUCUACAGCGUAGUAAAGGUGGAUUAAAAGUGUGCUAUUGCUGUAUGGAAUUUGAGCGCUGUUUUCUUUCCUUUUACCGGUACAUUACCUAUUCAUUCGAUACACUUGUGGCUUUGUUUGUUAGGUCUGUGCUUUGUUGUGUCUUUAUUUAAUUUUAACCAUUUAUUCCCCUCCGAUUCGAUCGUGUGUAGGUAGUAGUGAAGGUAGUUACAACACAUGGCCUGUAACAAAACCGUAAAAUGUUCUAUUUUCGAUCAGCAUGUAGCCAGCCUAUGUCCAAUUGGAACUAAAGGUAAUACCGACAAUACACUGCAUACUACUGAACAACAAAUAACCGCCCUAUUUUAUCGUUUGUGACGAAGAGACGUUUUAUUCGCGCAAAUUCAUCUGGACAGUUUCAAGAAGGUGUGUAAAAUGGUACAGCACGCGGAUGAUCAUGAUAGGGUAUUAUGUUUUAGCAAACAUACUUGUGUGUCGGUUUCGUAUCGGAAAGUGGGAAACAGGAAGAGAGAGAGCACACUCUGUAUUGUGUUGAUUAGAAUUCCAAUUUAUUGUUUAAUCGUAUCAUGGGCAGAUUUCUGUUCUUAGCUUAGUAAUAAUCAACAAAACUAACGAGAGCGUGGCACAGCUGCAUUAGAUUAGCGUGGCCCAUCCAGCGACCCCAACCUUCCUCCCUCUCCCUUCCAUACCCUUACCGGUGAUAUAAUUCCGGUGAGAGUUCUGGUGAGCGAAAAGAAAAGAAAAGAAAAGAAAAAAACACUUUCGCAUACCGUGGAACAAAAACAUAAGGUGGUCGGUGUACAAACCAUCAGGAACAUCAAAUACCGGUGCACCGAGUACCGUAAGUGCAGUAACUUUGUCCCACAGCACACAGCACACACAAAUUCUUAUGUACAUCUUGGUCCUCUUUUCCAAAUAAUAGGUUAGAAAGCACGACGCGUGAUGAGUAUUAUUCAGUAAAGUGAAUGAAUAUAGAGCAAAAUGAUUGGCUAUCGUUUACCUAACAAGAACGAGCCACGCGCAUGAAUGAUUUCGCUGUCCAACCCACUUUUGUUUGUCGAUGGUGUAAAUUAUUUAUUAGCAUUACGGUACCCUUUUUCUCACUACACCCGUACGGAAGCAAGGAGAGAUAACCCAGUAAAAAAGCCAGUUGGAAAGAAUGCAGGCGAAGAAAAUCGUGGUGUUCGGAGGUAUAUGGGUUGAUAGGACACGUGGUACGCUAGGAUCACUGUUUGUGCGUGUGUUUGUGUGUGUGUGAAUGGGUGAUUGAACUUUCGCACCUCAACUGAUCGUAAACCGGACGAUGUGAUGAACAAGUAAACUUAAAAUGAAGAGCAUGAGUAAUAAAAACAAUAAUUAUAAUGAAUACUAUAUCGUAAAAAUCAAUAAACCCAAAACCCUUCUUUUAUU
This is a messenger RNA of Anopheles moucheti, 3826 nucleotides long. RefSeq names its product transmembrane 9 superfamily member 2 (gene TM9SF2). Gene Ontology annotation, biological process: protein localization to membrane. The coding region runs from base 428 to 2443 and encodes 671 amino acids. The transcript has 5 exons. Lineage: Eukaryota; Metazoa; Arthropoda; Insecta; Diptera; Culicidae. Gene Ontology annotation, cellular component: membrane. The record is from RefSeq and is a predicted model, not a curated record.